UCCAAUGCAGUCAUUAUUCCUCCUGCUCUUUUCUCCCUCGACCAGGUGAGAGGAUCCUGGGUUACGCCAAAGAGCCUUGUUACCUGUGGUUCGUCAUGGAGUACUGCGAAGGGGGAGACCUGAACCAGUACAUUCUUUCCCGCAGGCCCGACCCGGCCACCAACAAGAGCUUCAUGCUCCAGCUGACCAGCGCCAUUGCAUUCCUGCACAAAAACCACAUCGUGCACAGAGACCUGAAGCCGGACAAUAUCCUGAUCAGCGAGCAGUCGGGAGCUCCGGUUCUCAAAGUCGCAGACUUUGGGCUGAGCAAAGUGUGCGCGGGAUUGACCGCCCGAGGCAAAGGCGGCGGCGGCGACGAUGACGACGACAAAAAUGUGAAUGUGAACAAGUACUGGUUGUCCUCGGCUUGCGGCUCAGAUUUCUACAUGGCUCCCGAAGUGUGGGAAGGACACUAUACGGCCAAGGCGGACAUCUUUGCGCUGGGCAUCAUCAUCUGGGCCAUGAUCGAGCGGAUAACCUUCAUCGAUGCCGAGACCAAGAAGGAACUCUUGGGGACUUACGUCAAGCAGGGGAGCGAGAUCGUCCCUGUCGGGGAAGCGCUGCUAGAAAACCCAAAGAUGGAGUUGCACAUUCCUCAAAAACGCAGGACUUCCAUGUCUGAAGGAAUCAAACAGCUCCUGAAAGACAUGCUGGCUGCUAACCCGCAAGAUCGACCGGAUGCCUUUGAGCUUGAAUCCAGGAUGGACCAGGUUACUUGUGCUGCUUAAAACUCAGGUCAAAGUGUUGGUGGGCUCUGAAAACAGGGAUUUUUUACAGGGACCUGGACUCUCCCCGAAAUACAUGCAAACUUAAGAAGCGACUGACAAAAGACACCACAUUCUCUGGUAUCGUGAAGCAAGCUUUGAAACUUGUCUGGAAGCCCCAGGAGAUUCAAGGAGGACAGGAGCUGCUGCAACUACUUCAUUAUAGGACUAUUAAAUUCUCUUUUUUAUUUUUAUUAUUAUUACAUUUCCCCCCUUCCUUUUUUUCCCCCUGCCAGCUCAGCUUUCCCUGUUCAUUGGAUCUGCGCAAUUCAUCUGGAAUUCCUCUUUCACUCAAAAUACUGG
This is a messenger RNA of Notechis scutatus (mainland tiger snake), 1106 nucleotides long. Lineage: Eukaryota; Metazoa; Chordata; Lepidosauria; Squamata; Elapidae. The record is from RefSeq and is a predicted model, not a curated record.